This is a messenger RNA of Pecten maximus, 2961 nucleotides long. RefSeq names its product lupus La protein homolog. The coding region runs from base 127 to 1374 and encodes 415 amino acids. The transcript has 14 exons. Gene Ontology annotation, molecular function: RNA binding. Lineage: Eukaryota; Metazoa; Mollusca; Bivalvia; Pectinida; Pectinidae. The record is from RefSeq and is a predicted model, not a curated record. Gene Ontology annotation, cellular component: ribonucleoprotein complex; cytoplasmic stress granule; nucleus. Gene Ontology annotation, biological process: positive regulation of translation; RNA processing.
AGGAACCGGAAGCAGUACAGUCGCAUGCGCACGUGUCUGACGCAAAAACGUGGUUUGCCUGUGUAACAACAUAAUUUUAGAACGUACUUCCAUAUAUUUCACAACAACAAAGCAAAAGCGUACAGGAUGGCCACUGCUGAAGGUGACUCAGAAAUGAGUGAAGUCAAGCAGACCGAUACCACCAAAGCAACUGAUGAUGGUGACAAAGUUAACGGGAAAGAGAAAGAAAAUGAACAAGUUAAAGAAACAAUCGGAACAUAUGCUGUGAUCCCCGAAGAUCCUCCCCUACCCCCUUUAGGACCCCCAAAUUCCCUAGAGAAAAAAAUCAUCAAGCAGCUAGAGUAUUACUUUGGAGACAUGAAUCUACCAAGGGAUCGUUUUCUUCAGGAACAGAUCAGAGAGGAGGCAGAUGGAUGGGUGUCACUUGCUAUAAUGACAAAAUUCAACAGAUUGAAGCAGUUAACAUCCAAUCUAAAGAUGAUAGCGACAGCCAUAAGGAAAUCUGAAUCAGGACUUCUGGAGGUCAGCAAAGAUGGUGUGUAUAUGAGGAGGUCACCAGAUAAACCUCUCCCAGAGAAUACAGAAGACAGACGCUCUGAACUACAAAAAAAGACUAUAUACGCUAAAGGAUUUCCUGCUAAUAUUUCAUUGGAUAAAAUUAUUAGCUUCUUUGAAGAAGGACAUGGUCAUGUGGAUACAGUUCAAAUGAGACGAGAUGCAAAUAAGAAAUUCAAGGGAUCUGUUUUUGUUGUAUUCAAAUCUCAGAGUGAUGCAGACAAAUUUCUGGCCAUGGAUGAAGUCAAAUUUCAAGAUGCUCCUCUUAAACGCAUGUCAAAGCAGCUCUACUUCAGUCAGAAGCAAGACGAAAGGAAGAAAAUGAGACUGGAACAGAACCAAAGAAAGGAAGAAGAGGAAUUAAAACGUCGUGCAGAAGAGAGAGAGAAACUAAAGGAUACCAUUACUAAAGGAACAGUUCUUCAUGUCAGCGGAAUCAAAGGCGAGGAAACAGAGAGGGAACACCUUAAGAAUUAUUUCUCAGACUUUGGGACGAUUGCUUGGGUAGACUUUGACAAAGGAGACAAAGAGGCAUGGGUGAGAUUUGAAGGCGAGAACAAAGCUGUGGAAGGUCUUGAGGCAGCAAAGAAAGCUAACGAGGACAAGAUUGUUAUCAAUGAGGACGAAGUCACUUGUGAUGUACUGGAAGGUGAUGCAGAAUUAGAACACUGGAGAAAGAUAUUUGAUGAACUCGCCGAAAGACGGGCACAAAACAGACAAGGACGUAAAAGAGGGCCAAGCAACUGGAGGGGACCAAAGGAAAAAAGAAGGAAAGAAAGCAAAGAGGAUGAUGGUGCAGACAGCGACAAUGAUGAAUGAAAGGAAUACGUUUGUAUGUAGAAAAAAUAUUUGAUGUUUGUUCCUCAAAGCUUGUCCAUGCUGUGGUCUAAGUAUGGAGGUUUGGAAUGGAGAAAACUUAAAAUGGCAGAAACGUGACAAAGAGAGACAAUUCAUUGCAUUCUAGUCCCAGGUGUCUGUCAUUUACAUUCACAAAAUUCAUGAAGAUCCACACAAAACAUGGAGGAUAGAACCGGAUUCAUGAAAAAAAAACCUCAAACAUUUAGAAAUAGAAAUGUUUUGACCCAAAACAGGGCAAGUUAAUUGUGAACAUUUUCUAUAGUAGCUAAGUUAGCGAUUCUAGGAAGAUUUUAUCUGAUCUUGAACUGUUUUAUCAUUUAUUUUAAAACAUUUUAUCACAUGCACAACAUUAAGCUAUGCAGUGAUAAACAUCUUUACAUAUAAUAUUUAAUAUAAUUCAUAACAUGUUGUGAUGAAAAUUGUGAGGGUAUUGCAGUGUCAUUUCCAAGGCAACAUUUGUGAGUGUAUUAUUAUUAUCUAAAAUAAAUGUAAGAAAAAUGUGUAAUUGUACAUGUUGUGUUUGAAUAAAGGAUAACAUGAAUUUUAGAUCCAUUUCCAUCGCAUAAGACUUUUGUGAAACUUGUUUAAAAAUUGUUUUCGCAUAAAUCCAAUAUGUUAAACCCUCGUGUUAGGUUCUGGAUGUCUUUUGGUGUGAGAUUUGGGAAAAUAUGUGCAAUUUGUCUAUGUUGAAUGUAGACAAACAGAUCUAGGUAUUUUGUACAUGAAAUGUGUAUUUUGAAGCUAGAUAUUAUACCGUCUCACUGUCAUAAGGUUACAGUCUGAUCUGUCUUAAAGGUGUAUGUAAGGUCUGUAAAGACCAUCUGCUACUGAGGGCUAUUCCAUUAAAACAUCUUCCUGACGCCACGACUCCAGAAUGAAUCGCUUCUGUCCAUGGUUGGGUUUACAACCUAUUCUAUUACAUAUAAAGGAAAUUAUCCAAAGAAAUUCUAUAGGUGUUGCCCCUAAACAAAAACUGGAGUCCGGGGUAGGGUAGAUGUUUUACUGCAAUAACUCUGAUGUGUCAUUAAGUCAUUGUAUAUGAAUUUUUAUACAAAGGCCACAUGUGACUAAAUCGAAGAAAAAAAACUAUCUAGAAAUGAUGCAUGUGACUGUAUAUUUAAGGAAGAAAUAUCUGCUAAGGUCAUAUGUUUAGAAUCUGAAUUUCACACAAUUUAUCACAUAAUAACAUUUAUUAAAAUGUAAAUGCCACCUGUCUAUUAGGGCCACAUUUCUCUGCUUCUUUGUGUGGUCUAUAUAGACAGGUUUGUUUCAUUUCAUACAAGCAUACAAAAGAGAUAAAGAAAAACUGAAAAUAUUUUCAUUCAGGAAGAUUUUUCUUGACAUGGAUGGGAGCAAAUUUAUUUUUUAAAUAACAAUUUUUAACUUUUACUAACUUUCUAAUAUUUCAUCAGCAAAAUGUCUGCUAAAUAGAUGUGUAUACUUUGAUUGAUACACAGUUAUAAAACCUUAACAGAUACAAUACGUUCAUCCGUCAUAUGUUAAUUGUUUUACAUUCAUCGGUCAUAAAAUAAAAUGCUGAAAAGGUGA